Pelobates fuscus (common spadefoot toad) is the source of this 3184-nucleotide messenger RNA. RefSeq names its product E3 ubiquitin/ISG15 ligase TRIM25-like. The coding region runs from base 18 to 3020 and encodes 1000 amino acids. Lineage: Eukaryota; Metazoa; Chordata; Amphibia; Anura; Pelobatidae. The record is from RefSeq and is a predicted model, not a curated record. The transcript has 3 exons. Gene Ontology annotation, molecular function: zinc ion binding; protein binding.
UGUUGCAGUUUAGAAAGAUGGCAUCUACCAGUUUGGGAGAGGAGAUAAACUGUUCCAUCUGUAUGAACAUUUACACGGACCCUGUAACGCUGAGCUGUGGACAUAACUUCUGCUUGGACUGCAUUAAGAGAACGUGGGACUAUCAGGAAGAAGGGGAGUCUUCCUGUCCUGAAUGUAGACAGAGAUUCAGAACACGACCCAAACUCAAAGUUAACUGGAAGUUAAGAAACAUUGCCGAUCGCUUACGUUCACCUCAACCAAUGCCAAAGAAUAACAGAACCUGUACCUAUUGUGAUGGUGUGGCAGCCAAAACAUGUCUACAGUGUGCAAUCUUUCUUUGUGAGAAACACCUAAGCAUCCACAACACGUCAGCGGGUCACGACUUAACAGAACCCACAAGUUUACUGGAGAAUAGGAGAUGUACAGUUCACAAUGAGCUUGUGAGAUAUUUCUGCACAGAACAUGCUACCUGUAUCUGUGUGUCCUGUUCAGUCUCGAAUGAACACAGGGGUCACCAGGUGGAAUCACUCAUGGAUGCCUUUAAGAAGAAGAAACUGGAUUUGAGAAAAGUCCUGGGAAAACUAACUACAAAGAGAAAGGAGACUGAGCAGAGAGUUUCCAACUUGAAGGAGCACAAGAAGGAAAUCGAAGAAAAAGCUAAAGGUAUAGAGCUAAGAGUCACUGUCUUAAUUAAGGACAUAAAAGAACAACUGGACAAUCUAGAGAAGAAAGCUCUGAGUGAGAUCUCCAGGCAAAAAGGACAGGUUCUCACCCACAUCUCUGAUCUCAUUCAACAGCUAGAAAUGAAGAGAGACGAGUUGUUUGGAAAGAUCCUUCAUAUUGAAGAGCUGUGCAACAUGAACGAUCCAUUUACUGUCUUGCAGGGGCAGGAAUCAGAAAGAGCUGCUUUUUGUGAUGCAGAGAAGGUAGAAGUUGAGGACAGAGAGAGGGAUGAUGAAAGAGGCCAUGCUACGGUCAACCUGGAUGAGAUUCUAAUCUCAAUGACCUUACAAACUACCUUUGCUGAUUGUGUAACUAGACUAAAAGCAAAGAAUUUGUUAUUUUUGCCUUCAAUGCCAGACCUUGAACUGGAUAUACAUACUGCUGCUAAUAACAUUGUAAUAUCCAGAGACUUAAAGAAGGCCACUUGGACAUUGAUGAGCCAAUGCCACCCACGAACAUCAAACAGGUUAGAGACUUGUCAGGUUUUAAGCACCAAUAGUAUAUCCUCAAAGCAAUAUUACUGGGAGAUAGAGACCAGUGACUCUGGAGAAUUCCAUAUCGGGAUUAGCUAUUCUAAUCUAAAAAUGGAUGGGACCAUCAUUGGGUUUAACAGGAAUUCCUGGUGCUUACGACUGUCUGAAAACAAUAUUGUAGCCAUCCAUGACUCUAAGGAAACAUUGUUACAUACUGAGACUUCCUGUAAGAGAUUAGGUUUAUACUUGGACUAUGAGGCCGGGUGUCUAUCAUUUUACCAGCUGUGCGGUUCAAUCAGAUUCUUACAUACCUUCAAGACCACCUUCACUGAACCACUUUAUGCCAUGUUUUAUAUAUUUAAUGGUUGGAGAUCGAUGAAGAAAGCAGUACGCGGCUCGAUAGCUCCCACUUAUGGCUGCAGCUUCUGUUGUUCAGUACAGGCUUUCAAACAAAUUACUAAAAUGGAGCAACUUAAUUCUGCCCAAAAAAAGGACUCUGAGAUCACCUGCUCAUUUUGUGUGCAUUCUUCUGUAUCUGCUGUUAAAACAUGUCUGCACUGUGAGGCCUCUCUCUGCGAGGAACAUGUGAGGAUUCAUAGUAAAUCCAACGAGCACGUGUUGGUUGAACCCAGUACGCCGAUACAAGAAAGAAAAUGCUCAAUUCACAACAAACUGAUUGAGUUUUAUUGCAAUAAGGAUGGAGCUUGCAUCUGCGUGUCCUGCUGUAUCGUCGGAGACCACAAGGGUCAUGAGAUGGAUCAAUUACCAGUGGCGUUUGAGAAGAAUAAGGUAAAGCUAGAGAAUAUCCUGACCGAUUUGACUGCAUCGAGAGUGGAAACGGAGAAAAGACUUGAGAAACUGGAAGAGAAAAGGAGAGAUGUGCAGGAAGAGGCAGCUGGCGUAACAAAGCGGGUCAGUACGCUGUUUAAUGACAUUAGAGGACGUCUGGAUGAACUAGAAAAGCAAGCCUUUAGUGAGAUUACCAGGCAAGAACAGCAGACCACUCUUCGGGUGGCCAACCUGAUAAAGCAACUGGAAUCAAAGAAGAAUGAGAUGUCAGACAAGAUCUGUAAAAUCGAGGAACUGAAAAAAAUUACAGACCCGUUAACUGCCCUGAAGAACAGUUUUAAUGAGGAGAAGAAGCGCAGGGGGUCUCGCAAGAUGAGUGAAACUGACACUGAUGCUAAACUGGUUGGUCAUCUAAAUGAAGUUUCACUCUCCUUCAUGCUUCAAAUGGGGCUUCAAAGCUUGGCAGGUAGUCUGCUCCCACUAAAGGCCAAGCAGCAGUUUCCAGACGUGAAACCUACAGAGGUGACCUUGGAUGUAAAGACCGCCCACAAUAAAAUAAUCAUAUCAAGUGACCUUAAAACCGCAACCUAUACAGCUACACCUCAAAAGUAUCCGGAUGGACCAGAGAGGUUUAGGACAUGUCAGGUCCUAAGCAGUCCGGGAUUUUCAUCGGGACAGCAUUACUGGGAAGUGGAUGUCAGCCAAGCGAAGAGGUGGAUUGUAGGAGUCGCCUGCGAAAGUAUACAAAGAAAAAUAGCUGGAAACGAUUCUUUUAUUGGAUAUAACAACAAGUCGUGGAGUCUAUUUUUCCAGAACUACCUCGGAGUAUCUCAUAACAACGUACAACAAACUGUAGUCUCCGACACUCCUGUGCAGGCCCUCGGCAUAUACCUGGACUAUGAUGCUGGUCAGAUGUCCUUCUUUCAACUUGGUGAAACUCUUCAUCUCUUACACACUUACUCUGCCACCUUCACUGAGCCUCUUCAUCCUGCGUUCUUUAUAUUCGAAGGCAGCUCGAUCCGAAUUAAAAGUUAAACACAAUGAUAGAGAAAUCUUUUCCUUCAGAAUAGAUGAACCAGGAUUUUUUUUUAUACACAUAUCAAAAUGAUACAAGGUUAGUCUUAUAAAAUGGAAUUAGUGGUAGAUAAUUUGUUAGUGAGCAAGUACGUUGCAAGUGCUUCAAGUUUUGUUUCACGUUU